AUGGCGCCCAGUGGAGGUCGAAAGGGAGCAACAGCUUCCGGCUCACGGCGUAGUAAGAGGAUUUCUGGCUCUCGGCGCAAUGAAUCCGCCGACUACGGAAACCUGCCCGAUGUCUACCAAUCACUGAUUGCGGAGACCGACGCGACUCCCCCAACUGGCACUGAGGAGCGACCGAUAAAGCGACGUAAAGUCACACCGAUCGCGAGGUCUGCGCAGGCCGUGGCCGAAAUGCCCAUCUCGUCGGAUCCUGAAGAUCUUCCUUCGCUCUCGAAAGCCAACAUACAUGGACGGCAAAUCAGCCCACAGACUGUUGAGGAUUCAUCCGAGUCAGAAGGCAGUGACAUUGCCUUCGAAGACGUCGCGCUGAGCUUUCAGGGGGAUUCUGAAUCCGAGCGUGAGCGUGAGAUUGAGGAUGUCUCCAUAUCGCUGGACCCGCAGACAACUCCAAAGCCUCGUGUAUCGAGCAAGCGCAAACCUUCCAGCGGUGUUGACAAAGCUCAUCGUCUACUGGUUCACAAGCUUCAUGUGCUUUGCCUGCUCGGGCACUGUAUGUUUGUGAAUGGGCGGUGCAACAACUUCGGCGUACAGAAACACUUGCGUUCACUGCUGCCUCCGCGUGCGCUACCAUUUCUGGAUCCUGAUCCUAACACGACGCAGUACCAGCGCAACAAGAUGUUUAUGGAUGGUUUGCAACAAGCUGUGGCUGCUUUCACGGGACGAUUUCGCGUUACUGCACCUGGUCUGAAGAUGCCUGAGUGGCAAGUCGGUGACGAUAAAGCUGACGAUCACAUUGAUCUCGCUGGCUGCAUGGAUCUCGAUGACUUCAUCUCGGCUGCCAAAUCCGUCCGCGGAUCUCAGGAUGUUGGAAAUCAGCUGUUCUGUGCCAUGCUUCGAUCCGUUGGUGUCAAUGCUCGAAUUGUUUGUUCACUGCAAGUCCUUCCUUUUGGCAGCGUCCCCAAGGCCAGCACGCCGCAGAAGGCUAUCAAGCCCAGGUAUCUAGCAAUGGCUUCGGAUCAGCGUUUCCCUCCAGAUGAUGCCAGCGGUGAUGAGGCCAAUGUCAUGACCUCAAGCAGUCUCGGGAGAUUGUCUGCUAUACGUAGGCGUUUAGGGCAGCCUUCGCUGAAUUCGGUCACAGUACCUGUUCAGUCGUCUAGGAAGAGAUCAAAAUCAAUCCAAAAGCUUUCGUAUCCGGUCUUCUGGGUUGAAGCUUUUAAUCCGUCCUAUUCAAAGUGGGUUGUCGUCGACCCGAUCGUGACGAACACUAUCAACACUCCAUCAAGUGUUGAACCUCCUUUGUCCUAUGGCCUGAAUCAUAUGACAUACGUCAUGGCUUUUGAGGCCGAUGGCGUAGUUCGAGACGUUACUCGGCGCUAUGCAAAAUCAUACAAUGCCAAGACACGCAGACAUCGAGUCGAGGCCGCAGGCGAAUCAGGAGUCUCAUGGUGGAAGCGAACCCUCCGCAUUUUCCGACGUUUGGACGGUCAACUCGACCGCGAUCAAAUCGAAGACGCGGAAAUGGCACAGAAAGAAGCACGCGAGGGUCUACCAGCAAAUGUGCUCGAUUUCAAAGGGCAUCCUUAUUAUGCUCUCGAACGUCAUCUCAAGCGAAACGAAGUCAUUCAUCCGAAACGUGAGGUUGGGAAAGUCAAUGCUGGGUCUGCGAAGAAACCUCGCAUGGAGUCAGUGUAUCGUCGCAAUGACGUUCUGCAAUGUCGAAGUGCUGAUAAAUGGUAUCGUGCCGGGCGUGAGGUCAAACCGAAUGAACAACCACUCAAAUACGUCCGGGCUCGUACACGAAGAGACCAGUCACCCAACCCAGAUGCUGCUGCUGAUCCAGCACAAGCUGCGACAACUGGUCUGUACUCUUUUUCUCAAACAUCUCUCUACGUCCCGCCUCCUGUGCGCAAUGGGCGGGUGCCCAGGAAUGCUUUUGGAAACCUCGACAUUUACGCGCCGUCAAUGAUUCCGGCUGGCGGUACACACAUCCGUGAUGCACAAGCCAGCCGAGCUGCACUAUUGCUGCGAGUUGACUUUGCAGACGCUGUCACGGGCUUCUCCUUCAAAGGCAGGCAUGGGACUGCAAUUAUCGAUGGCAUCAUUGUUGCUACUGAGCAUGCUGACGCUGUACAUGCCGCACUCGAGAGCUUCCGGGAAGACGCUGUUGAGGAGGCUUCCCGUGCGAGAAGCUUGGAAGCACUGCGUCUAUGGAAGCGUUUCGUCAUCGGUCUACGUAUCACUGAACGUGUCAGUGCUUAUGGGGGCACGGAUUCACAUUCGGCGAGUGGAGUUGACGAUGUGGAUCAUGAAGGCGGUGGAGGCUUCUUGCCGGAAGAUGCAAAUGUUGAUGAUCAUACAAUGGGAGGUGGUUUUCUCCCUGAGGAUGCCGAUGGCGACGAUCAAAUGACAGGAGGGGGAUUCUUGUCUGGGGACGCGAAUAAUGUUGAUUACGCGAUGGGUAGCGGCUUCGUGCCUGCAGGUUUGGAAAUCGAAGAUGGAAGCGCUGGUCAUAGCGCUCUAGAGACCAGUGCCACUACCGAUCGCCAGGCCGGAUCUCCACCCUUCGAAAUUGGGGGAAUUGACGGCUAUAACGAUGGGCCGGAUCAUAAUGAAUCCGAUAAAGCUGACCUCAGACCGGCUGUCCUUCCAGUAGCUGGGCAGAGAACCGACUUGGGACAGCAAGAAGGUCCAAGAUCUCCUGCUCUGCGACAUGAUAGCGAUGGAGACUCGAUAUUGUCGCAUGAUCCCGAAGACGAUGAUGCCGAACCAGAUUGGUUGGAAAGUGAUUGA
This is a messenger RNA of Dissoconium aciculare CBS 342.82, 2787 nucleotides long. Its product is annotated as Rad4-domain-containing protein. Bases 1 to 2787 code for a protein of 928 amino acids. NCBI's taxonomy places the organism in Eukaryota, Fungi, Ascomycota, Dothideomycetes, Mycosphaerellales, Dissoconiaceae. Gene Ontology annotation, molecular function: single-stranded DNA binding; damaged DNA binding. The transcript is spliced from 3 exons. Gene Ontology annotation, biological process: nucleotide-excision repair; mismatch repair. Gene Ontology annotation, cellular component: XPC complex; nucleus; nucleotide-excision repair factor 2 complex. The record is from RefSeq and is a predicted model, not a curated record.